AUGUGUUUAGAGGGCUGUAAGCAAGGCUUCUUAGGAAGUUGCAGGCCCCUCAUAGGGGUAGAUGGUUGUCAUCUGAAGACAACAUAUGGGGGUCAGUUGUUGGUGGCAGUGGGCAGAGACCCGAAUGACCAAUAUUUCCCACUAGCUUUUGCUGUGGUUGAAAAUGAAUGCAAAGAAAGUUGGAGUUGGUUUUUGACACUACUUCUGGAUGAUAUUGGAGGCAUUAAUUGUCAACGUUGGGUUUUCAUCUCUGAUCAACAAAAGGGACUGAUGACAGUUUUUGAUGAGAUCUUGGAAGGAGUGGAACAUAGAUUGUGCUUAAGGCACUUAUAUAACAAUUACAAGAAGAAGUUUUGUGGAGGAGUGCUUAUUAGAGAUCUUAUGAUGGGGGCUGCGAAGGCCACAUUUAAACAGGAUUGGGAAAAGAAAAUGGGAGAGUUGUCCAAUGUUAACAUUGAUGCUUACAAUUGGUUGCUAGCUAUUCCAACUAAUCAUUGGUGUAAACAUGCAUUUAGUAGUUAUCCUAGAUGCGAUGUCUUGUUAAAUAAUUUGUCUGAGUCAUUUAAUAGUACAAUUUUACUAGCUAGAGACAAACUUAUCAUAACUAUGAUGGAAUGGAUUAGGACUUACAUUAUGAGGAGGUUUGCAACACUUAGAGAAAAAACAAAGACAUAUACAGGAGCUGUGAUGCCUAAACCACGAAAUAGGCUUGAUGGAGAAGUUGAGAAGAGUGGAAAUUGGAUUCCAACUUGGGCAGGGGCUGCAAAAUUUGAAGUCACUCACAGGCACGCUGUGGCUGCCAUAAAUUACAAACUAGAAAACCUUGAAGACUAUGUACAUCCUUAUUACAAGAGAGAGGCUUAUGAGACUUGUUAUGGCCCUGAAAUUAACACAAGGGCCACUUCAACUGUAGGAGGAUCUGGCAGCACAAGGGCCACUUCCAAUGCAGGAGGUUCUCAACCAGAACUAGCUCCAUCAACGUCACAAGGAGGAGCAACAUCAACAAGGGGAAGAACAAGUGGCAGUGGAGCAGGAGCUGCAUCAAGUCACCAAGGAGGAGGAACAUCAAAACGGGGAAGAAGAAGUGGCAGUGGAGAAGGACCUGCAUCAAGUCACCAAGGUGGAAGAAGAACAUCCUUACGACUAGCUGCACAACAUCUAGGGUCCCAAGCUAGUACCAAUUGA
Molecule: messenger RNA, 1185 nt
Organism: Vigna angularis (adzuki bean)
Lineage: Eukaryota; Viridiplantae; Streptophyta; Magnoliopsida; Fabales; Fabaceae
Exons: 4
Coding region: 1-1185 (394 amino acids)
Source: RefSeq, a predicted model, not a curated record